This is a messenger RNA of Styela clava, 1615 nucleotides long. RefSeq names its product transcription initiation factor IIB-like. Lineage: Eukaryota; Metazoa; Chordata; Ascidiacea; Stolidobranchia; Styelidae. Gene Ontology annotation, biological process: transcription preinitiation complex assembly; transcription initiation at RNA polymerase II promoter. Gene Ontology annotation, cellular component: nucleus; transcription preinitiation complex. Gene Ontology annotation, molecular function: TBP-class protein binding; RNA polymerase II general transcription initiation factor activity. The record is from RefSeq and is a predicted model, not a curated record.
CAGCGUAUCUGCGAAUUAACUUAUCAUCACAUUGGUCUGAAAACUCCCGAGGUAGCAAUUCUGCCUUCAUUCGAAGCUCUGUUCUGCUGUUACGGUGUUGAAACUAGUCUUGUAUUUGAGACCGGCAGACAGGGUUUUCAACUGUAGACAAAGAAUCUGAUCUGACAAUGUCAGGUUCUAGCAAAAAUCAUCAUCGUCAAGUCUGUUGCCCUCAGCAUCCAGAUGCUCCUUUGAUUGAAGAUUACAGGGCAGGGGAUAUGGUGUGUCCUGAAUGUGGCUUAGUAGUUGGUGACAGAGUGGUGGAUGUAGGGUCGGAGUGGCGUACUUUCAGCAAUGAUAAAGACUCCAAGGAUAUGUCUCGUGUUGGAGAUGCAGAAAACUCACUACUUUCUGGAAGUGACUUGUCAACAAUAAUUGAGCGACCUUCUGGUCCUGGUGGAGAUGAUUCAGGUUUUGCCAAGUUUUCCAACCGAAAAUCAAUGAAUAGUGCAGACAGAGUAUUAAUCGGUGCUUUUAGAGAAAUAGCAACAAUGGCUGACAGAAUAAAUCUUCCUAAAAACAUUGUGGAUCGUUCAAAUAAACUUUUCAAGCAAGUUUAUGAAUCAAAAAGCUUAAAAGGUCGAGCGAAUGAUGCCAUUUCAGCUGCAUGUUUGUAUAUUGCCUGCAGACAAGAAGGUGUUCCAAGAACAUUCAAAGAAAUAUGUGCAAUAUCGAGAAUCUCAAAAAAAGAAAUUGGAAGAUGUUUCAAAUUAAUUGUGAAAAAUUUGGAAACAAGUGUUGAUGUUAUUACUUCUGGAGAUUUUAUGUCGCGCUUCUGCUCGAACUUGGAUUUGCCCAAUUCAGUACAAAAAGCUGCUACAUAUAUUGCCAGAAAAGCAGUUGAUAUUGAUCUUGUUGCUGGAAAAAGUCCGAUUUCAGUUGCAGCUGCUGCAAUUUAUAUGGCUUCACAGGCAUCUGCAGAGAGAAAAUCUCAAAAAGAAAUUAGUGAAAUAGCUGGUGUGGCAGAAGUCACAAUACGACAAUCUUACAAGUUGAUGCAUCCAAAGGCAGCGCAACUUUUUCCACCAGAUUUUAAAUUUUAUAUACCUGUCGAAGAGUUGCCGACAUUCUGAGAUACUCCACACCAACCCAUUUAAUUUAUUUUUAACAUUUAUUCAACCAGAGGAACUCUGAAAACUUUCAGUCUUCAACCGCAAAAUAUGGUAGUUCGUUUCACUGCAUAUUAUCAUUUUUAGGAGAUGCAGGCAUUUUGUGAGGAAUGAUUACAUAUCUCGUUUCUUGUCCUGGUAUGGUAUUCCAUUAGUCUUUGUCCGCUAUUCACAGUAUGUAGUCUUAGUGGUUUAUUUUUUGAGUUUUUAUUUUAUCUUGAUCAUAUUCGAAAUAGGAAUCACUAAUGUUGUACAGUGUGCAGUAGUGGUCUUAAUCUGUAGAUAAUAACAAAAUCUCAUUCAGCACUACAUUGGAUAGUACCAACUACCAAUGUUUUUUUUUUAAUUGACCACCAGCCAGCAUGUCGAAAUAUUCAUUUUGUAGUUACUGUGUUGUUCUAUUAUUCAGUAAUUAGUACUUUUAUUUUUUCAUCAUACUGAAAAUACACAUUAUGUGAACAAUGUAA